Molecule: messenger RNA, 6735 nt
Organism: Pogona vitticeps (central bearded dragon)
Lineage: Eukaryota; Metazoa; Chordata; Lepidosauria; Squamata; Agamidae
Gene: MAP2K4
Product: mitogen-activated protein kinase kinase 4
Biological process (GO): protein phosphorylation; MAPK cascade
Molecular function (GO): JUN kinase kinase activity; ATP binding
Source: RefSeq, a predicted model, not a curated record
AUAUUCGUGUUACAUAUCUUAACAUGAUAGAGAAAUCAGGAGAACUUCUCUUCUUCUUCUUCUUCAUGAGCCUCUGAAUGGGACUUUCUUUUGAAGAAACAGAAUUCCCAAUACAAUAGGUAUCUGUCUAUGCUUGGAGAGCAGACGAGCUGAUAGAUUCUGCAAUUUCCCUUUUUGUGUGUGCAUCUUGUAUUGACAUUUGUUUUAUUUCUGUGUGAACAUAUUGAGCCUUUCUCCCCCUUGAUUGUCCUGACUCUGCAUUAAAUAGGUCAUUUUUGUUAGAGCUAGAGUAGGAGAUUUCUUACCUGGAAAUAUUUGUGAAAGAGUUGGAUCCAGAAACUCUUACUUGUUCUUCAAGUUAUCGCAGAGUGGACAGUGAAAGCUUGCCCAUAGCUCUUCUGGUUGUUCAAAGAAGAAUUCUAUUCACUCCCUCCUAGAAAAUGGGGUAAUAGCUACCACUCCUGAUUGGUGGGUCCAAGACCACAAGCCUAGUUUUCAGUGAUACUCAAGCAACAAUGGGUAGUAAUCACAUUGCCCCGUUCACUUUCAAAAGGAGAGAAGCGGAGAUGAUCGUGAAACUUUCCAGCAGGCUACAAGAGAGACUGAGAACACACAGCAUUGAAUCAUCAGGAAAAUUGAAGAUUUCCCCUGAACAGCAUUGGGAUUUUACUGCAGAGGACUUGAAAGACCUUGGAGAAAUUGGACGAGGCGCUUAUGGUUCUGUCAACAAAAUGGUCCACAAACCAAGUGGGCAAAUUAUGGCUGUAAAAAGAAUUCGAUCAACAGUGGAUGAAAAGGAGCAAAAACAGCUUUUAAUGGAUUUAGAUGUAGUUAUGCGAAGUAGUGACUGUCCAUAUAUUGUUCAGUUUUAUGGAGCACUCUUCAGAGAGGGUGACUGUUGGAUCUGUAUGGAGCUCAUGUCUACCUCGUUUGACAAAUUUUACAAAUAUGUAUAUAGUGUAUUAGAUGACGUUAUUCCAGAAGAAAUUCUAGGCAAAAUCACUUUAGCUACUGUGAAAGCACUAAACCACUUAAAAGAAAACUUGAAAAUUAUUCACAGAGAUAUUAAACCUUCCAAUAUUCUUCUGGACAGAAAUGGAAAUAUUAAACUCUGUGAUUUUGGCAUCAGUGGACAACUCGUAGACUCCAUUGCCAAAACCAGAGAUGCUGGGUGCCGGCCCUACAUGGCACCGGAAAGGAUAGACCCUAGUGCAUCCAGGCAAGGAUAUGAUGUCCGCUCUGAUGUUUGGAGCUUAGGGAUUACAUUGUAUGAGCUGGCCACAGGGCGGUUCCCCUAUCCUAAAUGGAAUAGUGUAUUCGAUCAGCUGACACAAGUAGUCAAGGGAGACCCACCACAGCUGAGCAACUCAGAGGAACGGGAGUUCUCCCAAAGUUUUAUCAACUUUGUCAACUUGUGCCUUACGAAGGAUGAGUCCAAAAGGCCAAAGUAUAAGGAGCUUCUGAAACAUCCAUUCAUCCUAAUGUAUGAGGAACGAACAGUGGAUGUUGCGUGCUAUGUUUGUAAAAUCCUGGAUCAAAUGCCAGCAACGCCAAGCUCGCCAAUGUACGUUGACUGAUACUGCUGCUACAUCAAAACUCUAGUGCAAGUGCUGAGAGAAAACAAGAUGUACAGAAUCUUCACCCCAUAUUGCCGUGUUUUAACGCUCGCCCAGACACCAUGUGCAAUAAUGUUGGUGUUUUUCUUCCAUUCUGUCUGUAUAUUAUUGUCACUUAUAAAGUGCAACCAUUAAUACCUGAUCACACAGUGUUAGUGUUGGUCAAAGAGAGACGUCAUUUUGCUCUUUUUGUGGACAUAUUCAUGAAAUGUGGAAAUAAGUAACAUUUUAUUUGUUGACCAUGAUUGAAUAGCGCCUAAGCUGAAUUUCUAGAUUCAGAGACUUCUCAGCAGCUACUGGAAUGAUUUUAUUAUCUCAAACUCUUCCAAUUGUUACAGAAAAUUUAAAAGAAAGGAAGUUAGGCAUUGGUUUGUCUGAUUCUGGACAUAAAGACACUCUGCCUGGGGAAAAAAGAACUUGUGCAGCCAAAUGAGCUACUUUUACCUUCUGGAGCCAGCAGAGGCAAACAGGGGAUAAUAUAUAAAUAUAUAUAAAUAUAUAUAUAUUUUCUUCACAAAGUGCAAUAGAUAACUGAUUUGAAAUUCUGUUGCUUUUCUGUCACAGUGAAUGUUUUGAGGACAGUGUGGCUCAGCAGAACUUCAUGUUUUGGGGAUGGGGAGAAAGUGAUCAUGUAAAAUGACUUUACCAAAAAUGCAUUGAAAGAUGCCUACUAGUUAAAAUCAUGAGAGGUGGAGAAUACUGUAUUAUUUCAUUUUCCAAGCAAGCCAUUCUUUGAUAGAACUAGGUGUCCUGUAAAUUGUUAUCUGGUGAGAUAAGACUUUGACCUGAAAAAUUAUUAAACACUCAACUGAAUUUAACUGGCUUAUGACCCCUGAUUUCUAACUGUAUCAUGCUCAUUAGCUGGCUAAACCUUUACAUUUGAAGGAUUUGAAAUUGUGAAGAGCUGUAUUACACACUAUUAAUCAGUGAAUAGUUGUAAUUCAUCUCCAUCCACCUGCCCAUGAUGCCCAAAUGCAUAGGCUAGACUCUUCCCAAAGAGCAGGUUUGACAUGGAUUUGUGCUUCUUGUCUGAUAUCCAGGAUGAGAUCAAAUAAGCUUCCUUCAUCCUCUUCAGCUGGAUAGUUGGACUCCCAAAGCCACUGCAAAAAAAUAAAAAUAAAAAAGGAUACUAAGCAUAUUUUCUUUCUUCUGUCUUCUGAGAUUUUCUACAAAUGGAGUUUAGUUUUUAAUGAAGGUUUUUCUAACAACAUUUAUAAAUGAGAGAAUUGAAAUUUUAAAUCUUUAAAAAUACUUGAGAGAAAAAAAGGAGUGCUAGAUUUUAUUGUCAGAUGAGAAAGAACCCUUUAGUUACUAUCAUUAAAGGCACCCCAUCUGCAUCCAGUGAGACAUUGGCUGAAAUCCUGCCAUCAUCAGUGACAAGUCACCCAGAUUAAUAAUAAUUUGAGAGUGUACGUGACUUGUACUUGAUGCAAGAAAGUCACGUGCACCCCAAAAUUGCCAAAGGAAGUCUCUACUCAGUGAUGAUUUGCUACUGAUGAUAAGGGCAUGCGGAGGUCUGCAAUAGGACAUAAGCCAUUCGCUUUUAAGUUAAAAACUGGGUGGAAGUGGUAUUUUUAAGGUCCAAUCCUAUUUGGAAUUCAGAAGGAGGUCAGAGGUAUAUGUGGUAGCAAGGCUGCAUUACUGUUAAAUUAAUAGCUAUUGCCAGCUGGUUGGGGAGGGGGGAGGGACCCAUUGUAUUUGCAAAAACACAGCUUGGAUAAUGCACUGGAAUGGGAAGCUAGAUGAAUUUCAAUAAAGCAAUUUCAUUUUCUAGUGCUCACAGGUGGAGCCUUCCAACCUGGACAUGCUAAACUCCUGGGCAUUCCUCCUUGUCUCUGUUAAAAAUUCGACAGUUUUUGUAGUCCUUUCCUUGUUUCCCAUUCAGCUGUCAUGCAUGUAAGCAGAAUGUGUUUCAGUCAGGAAGAAAAGCUAGCUUCCCAGUCAGGCUCAGUAUACGACUGUCAGAGAGAGAGGGAGACAUGGACAAAUCUAGCAUAUUAAUAAUAGAUUGUUAUAAUAUACUAUUAGGGAGGUUCAGCAUUUAUAUUACAGUGUAUGUUUAUAAAGAUGUAUAGUGUUCAGAAGCUGUGAAAAUAGUGUAAGAACUGUACAUUGUGAGCUCUGGUUAAUUUUUUUUCUUCCUGUACCAUAGAAAAAAUGUAUAAAGGUUUAUUGAGAAGCUGAUGUGCAGGGAUAUUGCCUUAUCGUCUGUAAGUAAAAUGGAGUUUUAACAACAUAAUGGCUUCUAAGAGCUUCCAACUAUUUUAUCCUCUCACAAUUUGACUUCUUUUCCUUCUAUUUAAAGUAUUCUACAUGGAAUCAAAGUGUUAAUGUAAUAGUUCUAUUUUUUUUUUCUGCCUGCAGGUCAGUUGUAAUAAAUCAAGGAUGCAAUGAUGACCUUGUUUUUCUUGUUAUGAGGUCAGAUGUGAUGGAGAAAUCAAUAAAUGCAAAUUGAAAUCUCAUCUUCCUCUGAUCAGGCUUCCCAGUUUGCUGAUUCUUACAAGACAAAUCAAAAUGAAAGGUGAAGUCCUGAGGCUUCUGUCCUCUUGUAAAGUGCAAGAGGCUCAGUGAAUUUGAACCUGAACUGGCUCUUUAAACAAAUCCUUUCUUCCUCGGCCACUUUUUGACUUUACCUGAAUAACCAGCUUUGCACUUGAGGCCUAGCCAUGCCUCUUGAACAGUUCAGGUGCUCUUCAAAGGUUGGAAAUCAUCCUCUUGCUCAUGUGCCCAGAGUUGCAUUUGCUCUUUGAACAAAAGCAGCUCCCUGCUGAUGUCUAUACUCCUAAGAUCCUUCUUACCUCUAUGAUGACCUGCAAUUUUACCUUUCUUUAGGGGUCCGUUUUUGUUGUGCCUGCCAUAUUUUCAUGUUACUUGGUUCACAAAAAUUCAUUCAAACCAUUCUGAAUUCAUUCUCAAGCAUUACUGAGACCAUGAACAGCUCUACCCUUUUUGUUACUACAGGCAGGGUGGGACUUUUCCCCCCUUUAAUUUUAGUUCUAUAUGAAUUUCAGGGAGAAACCACAUUUUCCAAUUCUCUGUUAGCUCUUACAGGGUUUAGCUGAAUUGACAGCUAGAAUUUGAAUUUGCUCAGAUUUGAAGCCAGAUAGACAAGUCACUGUACCUCAUUUUAAUCUACUGCACAAAAUGAUUUGCUAAACUGAAAUGAGGUGUUAUAACCCAUCUUAAACCCUUGGGAUAGACAAUGGAAAAAAAUCUGAAUUUGUAUAAUAAUUACAUGCCAUCAAGUCAACUAUUAAGUCAGCACCAGCAAACUGAAAUGUAAUACCAGCUAUUAUAAAACAUGCACAUGACAUAAUAACUACAAAACCAGAGUUCAGAGUGACAUCACAGGGAUUCUUUUAAUAAGUACAACAGUGCUUGUCUCAGACAUAAGGCAGUGUGUUUAUUUACAGUGUGAUUUGUGUAUGUGUGUAGUUGACAGCAACUCUUUAAAUAAGGAGAAUAAAGCGAUCAUCAAAGCCCUGUACCACAUGACAGCAUUGCACCUAAAACUAUUCUGGAUUCAAGUGCUAUGAAAACGUUUCAAUGGAAUGACCUCUAACGCUGAAUUUUAAAAUUAAAAUGGAAAAUAAGCAUGUGAAGGUUCUUUCUAUUCCUACCAGUGCACUGUGAACAUUUGUAAAAUAGAAAAAAAAACAUGCUUUAAAUAGUGACCUUACCAAACACUUAACAUUUUUAUACAGCAUGCAGCAAUAUUAAAGCCAGGUCUUUUUCCCCUACUUGAAGCCUCUGGAAUUUAAACAGUUUUAACGAGGCUGGAAUUUCAUACACAUUGAGGUCUGCAGAGAUAGGUCUCCUGAUCUUCAGCCAAGAAGACACUGGAGGGCACAUAGUCCUGUUUCGUGUUGUCUUGAUUGCCAACAAAUGCUCCUUCCAGUAAUAAAAAUAUUAAAUACACUCAUUCUUAAGUACAUCUGUAAUGAUCCUUUGUUGCAAUAGUAACUUUUACAAAGUUUCAGGCAAUGGCUAGAUAGAAAACAAUCAAUGGCUGAGACACUCACACCCUCCCGCACACAUGCACAUAUGUGUGGCCAAUGUUGAUGGACCUUUCUGAAUUGGAGUACACAGAGAUCUGCACAAGGAACAAGAACAGUUGUGGAAUUGCUAAUACUGCAGAGCAUCCAACAAGCUCUUCCUUUUCAUUUUGUCAAUUCACAGCUGUAACCUAGAAAAUCUUCCAAAAGAUUUUUAUCCAACUCUCCACACAAAGGAAUACAAUUUGACAAGAAAUCUUGGAGGGGGGGGAGAAUGGCCACAUGGCGAAGGCACCAAGGUGUUCUGUACUCAAGUCUUAUAUAUAUGGCUGGUUUUUAUUUCCCUAUUGUAAAUAGGGACAAGUUUAUAAGGCUAGUGAAGAGAGGAAGAUACUAAAUGUGACUUCGUUUGGAUGACUCAUCACAGAAUAUAUUUUCUUCGAACGUGCUGAUGGACUCCCUGGCUAUGACUGGUUCCAAUCUGAAAGGCAGAUGCAGUGGCAUCUCUGUCAUAGAAAAUCUUGAGCUGGUAUUGCUCAUCAGCUGGAUGGCUCAGUACUGUAGCUUUUUUAUUGUUGGUCUUACUCUUUGAAGCUCAAUUUGCCUUAUCAAGCUGUAGCAGAAUGUGUGUAGUGACUCUGAAUUAUAGCGUGCUAUGGAAUAGACAUACUGUAUUUCAUUCAUGCAUUUUCUAGGGUUUACUACACGUAUUCUGUCAUCUCUUUAUACCUUAUUAUACUUCUACACUUUAUGAAUUGAACAGAAGGAGAGUGUAUUCAUAAGUCUACAUUGUGUUCGUGCUGUUCUUCUCUCCUUUUUAAGUCCUAUAGUUUUGAUAUGUGCAGUAAUGUAUUCGACAGGUGAACCUACUGCCAUAUACCUACUUUGGUGUAUUAUCUUACACACAUGCCAUUAUCUUUUAAUUUGUACAAAAACACUUGUUGCUUAUUUUUGAAGACUGAAAUAUUUAUGUAAACGUGUGUUAAUCUAGCCCACAUUUUAAGUUGCUUUUAAAAAACCAACCACAUCCUGCCUUUAUAGUUACCACCCAAUAAGCACCAUAGGGUUGGUUGGUUGGCUGGUUUUAUUUUGAUUUGUUCAUAAAUUGGCACUAAUAUCUUUUU